Messenger RNA from Micropterus salmoides (largemouth bass), 2284 nucleotides. Its product is annotated as phytanoyl-CoA hydroxylase-interacting protein-like. Gene Ontology annotation, molecular function: protein binding. The coding region runs from base 206 to 1327 and encodes 373 amino acids. The transcript is spliced from 6 exons. Gene Ontology annotation, cellular component: cytoplasm. Lineage: Eukaryota; Metazoa; Chordata; Actinopteri; Centrarchiformes; Centrarchidae. The record is from RefSeq and is a predicted model, not a curated record.
CUCUCUCUCUCUCUCUCUCUCUCUCUCCUUGAUCGUCCCCUGACAUCACUGAAGCAGAGAGAGAGAGAGAGAGAGAGAGAGAGAGAGCUGCAGUCAGACAGGAGCUGAAUGGAAACUACCCGGAGCUUCACAGCUGAACUCUUCAGCUGAUGUUUUCUUGUUUGGGACGUUUAGUUUUGCUGGAUCUUCCUCUCUGGGUGUGAACAUGACGGAGCUUCCUCACAGCAGCCUGAGCAGCCCGAGUGCUGAGCCGAGGAGCCUGCAGCUGUGCGAGCGGGAAGGCACAGAGUCGGCAGACAGCGGCCUCGGAGACGUGGACGACCUGCCGGUUCCUCAGCAGAUCCGGAUCAGCAACAUCACCUGUGACUCGUUCAAGAUCAGCUGGGACAUGGACAGCAGAGGCACGGAGAGGAUCACGCACUACUUCAUCGACCUCGACAAGAAGGAGCACAAGAACUCCAACAAGUUCAAACACAAGGACGUGCCCACUAAGCUGGUGGCGAAGGCGGUUCCCCUGCCGAUGACGGUGAGAGGUCAUUGGUUCCUGAGUCCUCGCACAGAGUACACCGUGGCCGUCCAGACGGCCGCCAAACAGCCGGACGGAGAGUACGCCGUCUCUCAGUGGAGCGAGAGAGUCGAGUUUUGCACCGCAGAUUACUCCACCGUCCAUCUGAACCAGCUGCUGCAGAAAGCCGAGGCGAUCGCCGGCAGGAUGCUGCCGUUCACCGUCUUCUACAGGAACCAGCAGCAGGACUACUUCCAACAGGCCAGCCCCUCUUAUCGCUCCAGAGACGCUCAGUGCCGCCGGAUGCUGCCGUCAGUUAAAGACAACAGCGGCAGCCACGGCUCCCCCAUCAGCGGCAAACUGGAGGGGCUCUUCUUCAGCUGCAACACAGAGUUCAACACAGGAAACCCCCCCCAGGACUCCCCAUAUGGACCCUACCGCUUCCAGAUCCGAGCAGACAUCCUCUUCAACCAGAACACCAACAUCUACUUUGGGGAUUUCUACUGCAUGUACACGUCCUACCACUACGUCAUCCUGGUCCUGGCUCCUGACGGCUCCAAAGGAGACGCCUUCUGCAAAGGGAGGCUGCCGGCGCUGGACAGAUCCAACAACCGCUUCCUGAGCUGCACCGAGGAGGACGACGGCUCGCUGUCUUUCCGUCACGCGCAGGACGUCAUCCUGGAGGUGAUCUACACGGAGCCGGUGGAUCUGUCUUCAGGGACGGUAACGCAGAUCAGUGGGCACCAGCUCAUGAGUCAGUCCACCGUCAACGCCAAGAAAGACCCCAGCUGCAAGAUCUGCAAUAUCAGCGUGGGGCGUUAGCCGGAUCUUUGGACUCAAACAACUAACUUACUAUAACUGCCACAGUGACGAGACGGUAGCUACACGCCACUAACGAAGUCCAACACCCACUCUAGCUCAGUGCUAGCACUGCCUGGCUAGCUAGCAGGCAGUCCCUUUAACCAAACACUAACUCCACUUCCUCUGGUGUAACAGCCCGUCACUUUCGGUCAUCCAGAACUUUACGGUUCUUUUCCAGAGAUGAGAAAACUUGAUUUUAACACAAAUAUUUUAAAAAUCAGCACUUCAAAACAAGUCUACAUACAGAGCAGACCGUGGCAACGCUUUGCCUUCUGCAAGUGUUCCUAGAAGGACUGAUGCUGUUUGCAGGUCACACCAACUCCUGAUCUGAGGUUUUUCUCUUGUUCACUCACUUUGCAUUUUGGUAACUGAUUAAUAUAAUCUAUUAACAUGUUUAUUUCUGAAAGCAUUUUAACUUUACAGCAGUUUUCCUCACCUGCCUAAAACUUUGCACGGUAUCGUAUUUAUAUAUUUUGAUCCCAUCCAUAAUCUGAACUGUGUUCUUCUUUUAUUUCAGUAAUCAGUGGACAGAUAACUGACAUAUUAAUUACCUGACAACAAUGUAACUGUUUAUAUGUUUCUGUACUUGACAGGUAAUGUCACCACACACUGUUAACACUGUUGACACUUUAAUAAGACAAAGGGCUUUUUGUUGUUGUUGUUGUUGUUGUUGUUGCUGCUGUUGUUGUUGCUGCAGACUGAAAUACAAAGUCUCUAAAUGUUUCACCUUUCAAAGGUUUCAGCUGGUUUUGGUCGCAGGAUAAACUGCAGAUCUGUGAGGGUUUGACUCGUUCUACAUGUACAGUGAAAGCUGUUUGGAAUAAAAAACAAGUAGAACUUCAACACUGUAAACAUCAAAAACCAAAUUACUCACAGCUAAUCAACCAGUGGUCUGUACUAUGGAGCGGGGUAACUGGC